AUGAUAUUUGAAAAAGUGUCUUAUGAAAUGGGAAAGGUGGCUUUAGUGACCGGAGGAGAUUCAGGUAUCGGAAGGGCCGUUUGCUACGCCUUUGCUAAAGAGGGUGCAACUAUAGCCUUCACGUAUGUCAAGGGUGAUGAGGACAUAGAUGCCACUGACACCUUGAAGAUCAUCAAAGAGGCAAAAACGAGCGAGUCAAGUGAUCCAACUGCAAUAUCAACCGAUCUCGGAUACAACAAGAAUUGUCAAAACGUUGUUGAUGAGGUCAUUGCGAAAUAUGGGCGCAUCGAUGUCCUGAUUAACAAUCCAGCCGUGCA
Molecule: messenger RNA, 317 nt
Organism: Cynara cardunculus var. scolymus (artichoke)
Lineage: Eukaryota; Viridiplantae; Streptophyta; Magnoliopsida; Asterales; Asteraceae
Product: NADPH-dependent aldehyde reductase 1, chloroplastic-like
Exons: 2
Source: RefSeq, a predicted model, not a curated record